Molecule: messenger RNA, 855 nt
Organism: Trematomus bernacchii (emerald rockcod)
Lineage: Eukaryota; Metazoa; Chordata; Actinopteri; Perciformes; Nototheniidae
Exons: 3
Coding region: 49-855 (268 amino acids)
Source: RefSeq, a predicted model, not a curated record
GUUGCGCUGCCUGAUCAUGAGUACUGUUUAAAUCCCGCGACGGCAGUGAUGGCAAAUCAGGUGGCCGACGAGAACGAAGCCUUGAAAAUGCAGGUUAGGGAGCUCCAACACCAGCUGGAAGUGUUACAACUGCGAUCUCGUUUCGGGAUACAACGCCUGGCAGGGUCGGACGAGGACAUUAGUUUCUACACCAGAUUUGCCACAUACAAGCAUUUCCUUGCCUUUUGGAAAUUGGUGGAGCCAGCAGCCAACACCAAGAUGGUGCGGAUCACCAACGCCAAGGCAUCCUCUGCCAGCAGCUCGGAUUCCUCUCAACCAACAACAACGAAACUUCCACCCAUAGAUGAGCUGCUGCUGUUCCUCAUGCACCUGUCAGUGGGCCUACAUCUGAGGGAUCUAGCAGAACGGUUUGGCAUUCACCGCACCACAGUCAGCAGAAUUAUUUCCACCUGGACACACUUCCUGUACCAACUGCUUGGAAGCCAACGUCUGUGGAUCCCACGCGAAGUUGUCAGAGCUCACCUUCCACCAGAGUUUUCAGCUUUCCCUGACACACAAGUGGUGCUUGACUGCACUGAAGUAUUCUGCCAGACUCCAUCAUCUCUCCUGCUGCAGAGUGAGGUGUUUUCAACGUACAAGUCACAUGCUACAUUCAAGGCCAUGAUCGGCAUGGUACCACAUGGUGCCAUUACAUUUGUGUCUGGCCUGUAUGCAGGAUCUAUGAGUGACCGGGAGAUUUUCAAGCUGUCUAGCAUCGUGAGCCUGCUCACACCAGACAUGGCAAUAAUGGUCGACAAAGGGUUCCUUGUGGACAAUCUGGUUGAGUGCAAAGUUUACCGGCCUGCCUUUCUGUAA